Solanum lycopersicum (tomato) is the source of this 1864-nucleotide messenger RNA. Its product is annotated as serine/threonine-protein kinase D6PKL2-like. Gene Ontology annotation, cellular component: plasma membrane; nucleus; cytoplasm. Gene Ontology annotation, biological process: protein phosphorylation. NCBI's taxonomy places the organism in Eukaryota, Viridiplantae, Streptophyta, Magnoliopsida, Solanales, Solanaceae. The record is from RefSeq and is a predicted model, not a curated record. Gene Ontology annotation, molecular function: protein serine/threonine kinase activity; ATP binding.
AGUUUAAACUAAAACUCGCGAUAAAAUUGAUUGUUACGAAGACGCAAAUUAAAGACCAACACGAAAUAGAAACAAAAAAGGACAAAUGAUAUAAAAUAGUAGUAUCAUUCUGUCUUGGGCCAUAAAUGGGCCCAGACUCAUUUCAACCCGCCGGCAAUAUGACCCACAAACCAUUUUGCCGGCCCAAAUAUCUACACUUCUUUGAUACUUCUAACUACCAUUCAAAACAAAAUAUUAUAUAUUUUUUUUUCAUUAUAACAAACCAAAAAAAAAUUUCCAUCAAUCUUAUUUACCUUCAAAUAUCCAAAAUUUUCUCUCUCUCAAAAAAAAAAAAUGUUAACAUCUCCGGUUCACGAUGACACGACCAUCUCCUCAGCGUCUGCACCUGUCAGCUCGACCACGUUAGAGAUAGGAGAAGGAGAAGUUCGUGUUAGCAUGGACGCGGAGGUGGAAACGAACAUGUACAAUGUACAUGCCUCAUUUUCAUCCUCUACUAAGCCCCAUGCAACGUGUAGCGAUCCAUGCUGGAACGUCAUGCAAUCAGAAGUCUCGAGUUUGACCCUGGACGACUUUUGCUUCAUUAGGAAACUUGGUGGUGGUGACAUUGGCUCAGUGUAUCUUGUUGAGUUGAAAGGUAAUAAUAAAGGUUGUUUGUUUGCUGCUAAAGUGAUGGAUAAAGAAGAAUUGGUUAGUAGGAGUAAAGAAAUUAGGGCAAGGACAGAAAUGGAAAUAUUAGAAAUGUUGGAUCAUCCAUUUUUGCCUACACUUUACACUACUUUUAAUACUGAUAAAUGGUCUAUUUUGUUGACUGAAUUUUGUCCUGGUGGUGAUCUUCAUGUUCUCCGGCAACACCUGCCGGAAAAGAGAUUCGAUGAAGCCGCGGUCCGGUUUUACACAUCAGAAGUUGUGGUUGCUUUAGAGUAUCUACAUAUGAUGGGAAUAAUAUAUCGUGAUUUAAAGCCAGAAAAUGUGUUAGUAAAAUUAGACGGUCAUAUUAUGUUAACUGAUUUUGAUCUUUCACUAAAAUGUGAUGAUUUAGUAAUGCCUCAACUUGUUCAUGACGAGGGUACUAGUCCAAAUUACAUACAUUGUAAUAAUUUAAAUGAUCAUAAUUCGCCUCCGUAUAAUUCAUCGUCAUCGUGUAUCUUGCCUAAUUGUAUCAUGCCACAAUAUGUCUCGUGUUGGUACUCUAAACACAUGAGAAGAAGAAGAAGAAGAAGAGGAGGAGGAUCGAGUGUUGCGAGACCCUUGAGGUUGAUAGCUGAGCCGAUCGAGACUCGAUCGAUGUCGUUUGUAGGGACCCACGAGUACUUGGCCCCGGAGAUCGUGUCAGGGGAAGGACAUGGUAAUGCGGUGGAUUGGUGGACGCUAGGGAUUUUCAUGUACGAGUUGCUUUAUGGUGUAACACCUUUUAGAGGACUUGAUAAUGAAUUCACCCUUUCUAACAUCGUGGCUCGAGCCUUUGAGUUUCCUAAAGAGCCAUUGGUUCCAAACAUGGCUAAGGAUUUGAUCAAUCAACUUUUGGUCAAGGACCCCACCAUGAGGAUGGGGUCCAUGAUGGGGGCCACAACAAUAAAACAACAUCCCUUUUUUGAUGGUGUGAAUUGGGCACUAUUGAGAUGUACAACACCACCUCAUAUUCCAUCAAAUUUCAAUAGUAAAAGAGACUUUGUCUCAUCUUAUGAUGAUGAUGAUUAUGUGGAUUAUUAUUAAUUUCGAGUAUCGAUUAUAGUUAUUUUUAUACUAUUAUAUUAAAUUUAUGUAUUACAACAUGUAACUAUUUGUAUUAAGUUUGAUAUAAUAGUCUAAAUGAUAUAAUCUGAGGCUAUUUAUAGUACCAAAAAAAUGAGAUAUGUUGAUGAAA